AUGAACAGAAGUACUGUCUGGGGAGGAGCUCCGAAAGGCAGCUUUAAGAAAAAGCUACCAGCUUGCAAAAACUCAUUCAAUCAAGCCGCUUGGGAUCGUCUCAAGGAUCGCUACGACAAUGCUCAUUCGGACACCUAUGAACGCACCAUUUACAGGGCCAUGGCGUCCUUGGCCGCUGCCAAAGAACCCAUCAGUACCUACAAAGAUGCCAUGAACUUGCAAAAUGUAGGAAAGCAUUGCGCUUCCAUUAUUUGUCCUCCUCACGACGACACAGAACAAGAACGAACUCUGGUGGAAAAACCACAGAAACGAGGGAAAAAGACUGGAGUCCAGAGUCAGGACAUACAACAGUUCAUGCCAAGACAAAAUGGCGACGAUCCAGCUCCUCCUAAGAGGGUCAAAAAGAGUGCGGCCAAAACCGACAAUAGUAGUGCUCCAUCUGCCAAGGAAGUGGCCUAUCAAAAGGCAAAACAAACCGCCAUGGACAAGUGCUCGCAUCCGAUUGCCCGUGGAUUGGAAUGGAAAGUCAUCCUACUUGUGGACAACCGGGAACAAAAGAGUGAACACGUCUUGAGUAAAUGCGCCAUGAGUGGCAUUCCGGCAGAAGAACGGUCCUUGCCGAUUGGUGACAUGACAUGGGUGGCACAGGGGAUGCGAAAGCAUAGAAUCCAGGGAACGACCACGGUGGUUGUCGAGGUCGAAGUCUUGUUGGGAACCAUCAUUGAACGCAAAUCCACCAGUGAUUUGGUCAGUAGUUUUAUUGGGACACGCUACAAUGAACAGCGGCUACGGCUCAAAAAUGCGGGACAACCACAGGUACUCUACUUGAUUGAAGGGGACAUGCAACGGGACGUCCAUCCUUGCAUACCCAAGGAACGAAUGCAAAUGGCAUUGAUUGAAACACGUGUCGACUUUGGCUUUCAAAUUGUAUUUACAUCGCAUAUGGAUGACACUGUCAAAACAUUGAAAAGAUUUCAUCGACGCGUAUUGCAACGGGCAUUCCCCGACGCCUUUGGCCUUUCCGAUGACGCCCUGCCCAGUUUUCACAGCCCUGAAGCUAGACGACAGCAACAAUAUGCACCAACGCAGGGUCGACGACGCCGACGACGGCCCGAGUCCUUGGUAGAAAUGACCUUUGACACGCCACCAGUUCCGGCAUUUGGCGAAUCACGCUUCAUUACCUACGAAGAACUUGAUGCCAAGAUCAAGCGUGAUCGAGAGGCAGGAACUCGAACCGUGGGGGCGCUGCAUUGUGCCAUGCUGCGACAAAUAUGCGGAAGCAAGCAAGUCCAGAGUAUCGUGCAGGACUAUCCCACACCGGCUCUGCUGUUGCAAGCAUAUGACGAGGUAGCCGACAAUCCAAAGACACAAGCAGAAUUGGUGGCCAAUUGCUGUUUGGAUGCAGGGGAAACAAAGGGGGGCAACCGAAGAGUGGGGCCCAAAAUCGCGCGAGAUGUCUACAUUGCCUACUGCAGCACACCGCAUCCUUCAAAACGGCCGGCUACCGUUGCUGCGGAAGAUCGUAAAGAGCCAUCUUCCAACAAACGAGCAAAAGCCUCAGAGACUUCCGUUGCGCCAAAGAAAAGUAGCAACCAGACAGCAGCCGAGCAGCGUGCAACAGCAGCCAAGAAGCCACCGCCAUACAUACCAUUGCAAAAGGAGAGCUCCGGCAAUGUUUCCAAUAUCAACGUACUCUACUCGUCAGAGGACGAUGAUAGCGACAAUGACAGUCUACCAAGAAAGGCGGCCGUGCCCUGGGCCGUGGGAAAGGAGAACAACCAUUCCGCGAAUACAAGGUACUCCAAAGCCUCUGCCAGCGGCGGUUCCCUCUCCAGUCGGACAGAUCCCAAGAAAAAACCGGCAAAAACUCCAAAGGAGGAAGUGUGUUUGUUGGACGACAGUAGCGAUGAUGAUGGGAACGUUGCAUCCUUGAAACCCAUGGUUGCUCCACGAAAGCCAUUGAAAAAGGCAGGGGUUACUGCCGUGGAUGCAAUUGAAAUUGAUUAG
Messenger RNA from Seminavis robusta, 2007 nucleotides. The record is from the annotation of a GenBank genome assembly. Lineage: Eukaryota; Bacillariophyta; Bacillariophyceae; Naviculales; Naviculaceae.